Messenger RNA from Camellia sinensis, 1263 nucleotides. The record is from RefSeq and is a predicted model, not a curated record. Lineage: Eukaryota; Viridiplantae; Streptophyta; Magnoliopsida; Ericales; Theaceae.
UAGGGAUUUGUUGAGAUGGUUACUGGGAGUAAGGUAGAUAUGUUUUCUGAUGCAAAUGUUCGGAUGAAACUAGAACAUGGGAUGAUAAGAGGAUUAAAUGGUAAUUUAGAGGGUAGUUUACAGAGUGAGCUUGAAUUUAUGCUGCGUAAUCGAGAAGCUAUUGAUCAGGAGAGGGAUCUCAAUAUAUUUAGGAGUGGCAGUGCUCCUCCCACAGUAGAGGGUUCGUUGAAUGCCAUAGGUAGUCUGUUCAGGAAUCCAAAUUUUGCACUGAUUGACCAUAACAGUAUUAAUAGUAAUGGACAAUUGUCAGAACAAGAAAUUCGAUCACACCCUGCUUAUUUAUCGUACUACUAUUCACAUGAGAAUCUUAAUCCAAGAUUACCCCCACCAUUACUGUCACGAGAGGAUUGGCGUGUGGCACAAAGGUUUCAGGCAGGGGGGUCGUGUUUUGAAGGAAGUGGCGAUUGGAGGAGGACGAAUUUGGUCGAUGUUGGUGGAAAUUCAUCAUUAUUCUCAAUGCAGCCUAACUUAUCUGUACGGAAGGCAGAAGAUGAGUUGACGGAAUUGAGGAAAGGUACUCAAAGGAAUCUCUCAGGGCAAUCCUCCACUGAAUGGCUGGACAGAGGCUCUGAUGGUUUGAUUGGGUUGUCAAGCACUGGAUUGGGUGCAAGGAGGAAGAGUUUUGCUGAUGUCCUUCAGGAUGUGCUUCUCUUACUUGGGAAACCAAUAGAUUGAAGCCUAUCACUAUGUCAUUUAAUGUAACGGAGAAAUUAUUCGCUUCAUUACAAGGAUCCUGGAAUUAAAGGUGCAUGUUUUGAGUGUUUGAAGUGCCAUUGAAGGUGAAUUCACCUGCUCAAAGUCAGAAGGUAUUUGAUGAAAGUCUUGAUAUUUGAAAUGGAAGAAAUCCCUGCUACUGUGGAAGAUAUAAUCAUAUAACUUACUUAUAUAAACCUUUUUUUGUUGAAUAGUAAAUUUGUAUCAAGAAGAAAUGAAAGCAGGGGACUUUCAUUAAAUUGAUGGAGAUGUAAUACCAUAUUAGCCAAUCAAUCCCUCUAAAUCUAGUACUUUGGCAGUUGGUAAAAAAAUUGAUUGAUUUGAAGCAAAGACUCAAGAUGCUUUACAGUAACCUUGAACUGAGUUAAGCUACAAGAAGCACUUUAAAAUAUUUUAUAUAAAAUAUUUGCAAAAAUUUGUUGUAAAACCUUGGUUACAUACUAUAGCUAUAUCUCCUAAAUCGUAAUCUAUUCAAGGUUGUAAGAAGGA